AUGUCGCUAGACUACUUCGGUCAGCAACUAGCGACCGAAUCAGAUGAACAAGGUGAACAGUACCACCAAAUUGCAAUGCCAUUUGAAAUGAGCAACAUUAAAGAAAACCCUUUUUACCAUAUUAAUUUAUAUAUUUAUAUUUUAUAUAUAUCGCUGUUUAAACAAAAUUUUCAUUUCCUUUUUUGUCUUUCUUGUGUACUUACAGAUAUAACCAAUUCUCUAACCAUGACGGAGGUGAAAAUACCCAAUCAUAUAAUGCGCUUUAAAAGUGCCAUUUUAGGUUGUCGUUACAGUCUCGAUGGAGAGUCUUUGUAUUCGGUGAAAUGGUAUAAAGACGGUCAUGAAUUUUAUCGUUAUGUGCCACGAAAUAAACCACCGGGACAGGCAUUUCCUUUGCCGGGUAUCAAUGUUGAUUUACGCAAUUCCUCAGAUACACAAGUGGCUCUAAGACGUGUCACGCUACAGUCAACUGGCGUUUACAAAUGUGAAGUAUCUGGUGAAGCACCCGCAUUUAAUACAGUUUCUGAAUCAGAAACUAUGACAGUCGUAAUGACUCCCUCACGUGGCCCUCGUAUUAUAGGUGGCCAACAGCGUUACCAAAUUGGUGAUUACGUGCGUGUCAACUGUUCUUCCUAUCCCUCCAAGCCAGUGUGUCAUUUAAGUUGGAGUAUAAAUGGUGAACCUGCCAAUAGAUCAUAUUUAAAAUCUUACGACAACAUUAUCUUUGGCAGAGAAGGUCUGGAAGUGGCGGUACUGGGUCUGGAAUUUAAAGUAAGAAACUAUCACUUUAAAAAUGGUGAUAUGAAAUUAAAGUGUGUGGCUAAGAUAUCCUCGCUAUAUUUUCAAAGCCGUGAGGAAAGUGUAGAGUCAGAUCGUCCGCAAAAAGCACCCGUGCUAGAGUCCCGGGAAACUGUAGCAGCCAAAUCAAGAGCACAUGGUACAUCUAAUUACGGAAGUAUACAUCAUUAUAAUGGUAUUUCAGUUAAUUACCUACUAACAUUAUUAUGCUGCCUUUGCCUCUCAACACUUGCAACCUCAACAGCAACAGUUACAACAAAAUCAACAAGAACAACAUCAUCUGCAACAUUAACACAAACACCAACAACAAUGGCAAUUGCUAGACUUAAUACUAGUAGUAGCAGCAGCAGCAACACCACCGGCAGUAGUUUUUGUAUGUUCAAGUUAAUACAUCAUUUAGUAUUCAGAUAA
Molecule: messenger RNA, 1209 nt
Organism: Calliphora vicina (urban bluebottle blowfly)
Lineage: Eukaryota; Metazoa; Arthropoda; Insecta; Diptera; Calliphoridae
Exons: 6
Coding region: 1-1209 (402 amino acids)
Biological process (GO): motor neuron axon guidance
Source: RefSeq, a predicted model, not a curated record